AUGCUCCGCCAGCGACAAGCCGCCGCAGCAUCCGCCCCCGACCGCCGCUCUCAAAAGGAUCAGAUACCCACCAUGGCGGGCGCGACGACGACGACCCUGGACAAUGAGCGCAGUCCGCUGCUCCCACGCCACGAGGACGACGCACACAGCGAACCGCCAACCGAGGCAGAAGACGACGACGAGCAAGCCACUGAGAGCAUGGCUUGGGCACGACGGAAUCAGUGGAUUGUGCUCGCCGUUGCGAGCGGCGCUUGCGCUGCUUUCAACGGCGUGUUUGCAAAGUUCUUGAAAACCAAGUUCACUGUUUUGCUUUGCCAGAGCAGCUUGUUUCUUAGUUGGACCACAACUGAGCUCACAACGACAAUAUCUCAAGCAAUCUCCAACUUUCUUCAUCUUCAAGAUAUCGAAGGAGCCUUUGAGGUUGUCAUGCGAGCAGUCUUUUUCGGUCUCAACCUCGUCUUCAACGGCAUCAUGUGGACCCUCUUCACAAAAGCACUCGCCAAGGGCCAGUCAACCACGCAGGUGUCCAUCAUGAACACGUCCUCCAACUUUGUCAUCACCGCCAUGCUCGGCUUCGUCAUCUUCUCCGAGUCGCUGCCGCCGCUCUGGUGGGUCGGCGCCGCCAUGCUCGUCGCCGGCAACGUCAUCAUCGGCCGCAAAGAUGAGGAGGCGGACAAGUCUGGCGACUACGCGCCGGUGCCGCAGCAGCCGGGUCUCGCUCCCGUCCCGCUGGAUGGCGGCGACGAGGACAAGGACUCCGAGGACGAGGAUAUUGUCGAUUUGGGGGACUUGAACUCUGCGGAACAUCGCACUUGA
Molecule: messenger RNA, 816 nt
Organism: Colletotrichum lupini
Lineage: Eukaryota; Fungi; Ascomycota; Sordariomycetes; Glomerellales; Glomerellaceae
Exons: 5
Coding region: 1-816 (271 amino acids)
Source: RefSeq, a predicted model, not a curated record